Messenger RNA from Solanum stenotomum, 5384 nucleotides. RefSeq lists its product as uncharacterized. Gene Ontology annotation, molecular function: structural constituent of cell wall. The annotation marks the transcript as partial. The record is from RefSeq and is a predicted model, not a curated record. Gene Ontology annotation, biological process: plant-type cell wall organization. The transcript has 7 exons. NCBI's taxonomy places the organism in Eukaryota, Viridiplantae, Streptophyta, Magnoliopsida, Solanales, Solanaceae.
CAAUGGCGGCCCUGCCAAGGGUCGUCAAUAUUUGCCACAAAUCUUAGUGGCAUUGGCCAUAUUGGCGUUGCUAAUGUAGUGUCGGCAGACCCUUAUGUAUACUCUUCUCCACCACCUCCAGUGUAUGAGUACAAAUCACCACCACCUCCUUCUCCGUCUCCACCACCACCACCAUAUGUGUACAAAUCUCCACCUCCUCCCUCACCUUCUCCCCCACCUCCAUAUGUUUAUAAGUCACCUCCUCCUCCUUCUCCAUCACCACCACCACCAUAUGUGUAUAAGUCCCCACCACCUCCCUCACCGUCUCCACCACCACCCUAUGUGUAUAAGUCUCCCCCACCUCCUUCACCAUCUCCACCUCCACCAUAUUACUACAAAUCUCCUCCACCACCAUCACCUUCACCACCACCUCCAUAUUACUACAAGUCUCCACCUCCACCUUCACCAUCACCUCCACCACCAUACUACUACAAAUCUCCACCACCGCCUACACCAUCACCACCUCCACCAUAUUAUUAUAAGUCUCCACCGCCACCUUCUCCUUCACCUCCUCCACCAUAUUAUUACAAAUCUCCACCACCUCCUUCACCUUCUCCUCCACCACCUUAUUACUACAAGUCGCCACCUCCUCCAUCACCUUCACCACCACCACCAUACUAUUACAAGUCUCCUCCUCCACCUUCCCCAUCACCACCCCCAACGUACUAUUACAAGUCCCCACCACCACCGGCUAAAUCACCUCCUCCCCCGUACUACUACAGUUCUCCUCCACCACCAGUGAAGUCUCCCCCUCCACCAUACUACUACUCCUCACCACCACCACCAAAGAAAUCACCUCCUCCACCAUAUCACUACAGUUCUCCUCCACCACCAGUUAAGUCACCUCCAACUCCAUACUACUACAAGUCACCACCACCACCACCAAAGAAGUCUUCUCCCCCACCAUACUACUAUACUUCACCACCACCACCAACUCAUUACUAUCCUCCACAUCAUCAAUUUGUAGUCAAACACCCAGAGAUGUCUCACGACAAGAAACACCUGAAAGGUGCUGUUGUUGAAGUGACUUGCAAGGCCGGUGACAAAGAAAUUGUGAGUUAUGGUACCACUAAGAUCAAUGGCAAAUUUAGCAUCACAGUUGAAGGAUUUGAAUAUAGCAAAUAUGGAGCAAAGGCUUGCAAGGCUAAACUCCACAAUGCUCCUAAGGAUUCAAAGUGUAGCAUUCCUACAAACCUUCAUUGGGGAAUUAAGGGUGCUAACCUCAAAGUGAAGUCAAAGAAUAAAUAUGAAGUUGUACUUUAUGCAAAACCAUUUGCUUAUGGCUCAAAGACACCUUAUGCAGAAUGCCUAAAACCCAAGCCUACACCUGCUCCAUACUAUUAUAAAUCUCCUCCACCUCCAACACCGACUUAUGUUUACAAGUCACCACCACCUCCAUCACCAAAAUAUGUGUACAAGUCACCACCUCCCCCAACCCCGACAUACGUUUAUAAGUCUCCACCACCACCUGCUUACUAUUACAAAUCUCCACCACCACCAACUAAGUCUCCACCACAUUACUAUUACAAAUCUCCACCUCCACCAUCACCAAAACCUGCACCGGUAUACUAUUAUAAAUCUCCACCUCCACCAUCGCCAAAACCUGCACCUGUAUACUAUUACAAAUCACCACCACCACCAUCACCAAAACCUGCACCAGUGUACUAUUAUAAGUCACCACCACCACCAUCACCUUCUCCUCCACCUCCUUACUACUACAAGUCUCCUCCACCACCAUCACCAAAACCCGCACCUAUAUACUAUUAUAAAUCACCACCACCACCAUCGCCAUCACCCCCACCACCUUACUACUACAAGUCCCCUCCUCCACCAUCUCCAUCACCACCCCCACCUUACUACUACAAGUCUCCUCCACCACCAUCACCAUCUCCCCCACCUCCAUACUACUAUAAGUCUCCUCCACCUCCAUCGCCUUCUCCCCCUCCACCAUACUACUACAAGUCACCACCACCACCAUCUCCAUCUCCUCCACCACCCUACUACUACAAAUCACCACCACCACCAUCACCAUCUCCUCCACCACCAUACAUCUACAAGUCUCCUCCUCCACCAUCACCUUCACCACCUCCACCCUACUACUACAAGUCACCUCCUCCACCGUCACCUUCUCCACCACCUCCCUACUACUACAAGUCACCACCACCACCAUCCCCAUCUCCUCCACCACCCUACUACUACAAGUCUCCUCCUCCGCCGUCACCUUCACCACCCCCUCCAUCCCCAUCUCCUCCACCACCCUACUACUACAAGUCUCCUCCUCCACCGUCACCUUCACCACCCCCACCUUACUACUACAAGUCGCCUCCUCCACCGUCACCUUCUCCACCACCUCCUUACUACUAUCACUCUCCACCUCCACCCGUAAAGUCUCCUCCUCCUCCUUAUUACUACAACUCACCUCCUCCACCAGUGAAAUCACCCCCUCCACCGGGUCGUCAAUAUUUGCCACAAAUCUUAGUGGCAUUGGCCAUAUUGGCUGUUGCUAAUGUAGUGUCAGCAGACCCUUAUGUAUACUCUUCUCCACCACCUCCAGUGUAUGAGUACAAAUCUCCACCUCCUCCCUCGCCUUCUACCCCGCCUCCAUAUGUUUAUAAGUCACCUCCUCCUCCUUCACCAUCACCACCUCCUCCAUAUGUGUAUACAUCUCCACCCCCUCCUUCACCAUCUCCACCACCACCAUAUGUGUAUAAGUCCCCACCACCUCCCUCACCGUCUCCACCACCACCCUAUGUGUAUAAGUCUCCACCACCUCCAUCACCAUCACCACCUCCACCAUAUUACUACAAAUCUCCUCCUCCUCCAUCACCUUCACCACCACCUCCAUAUUACUACAAGUCUCCACCUCCACCUUCACCAUCACCACCUCCACCAUAUUAUUAUAAGUCUCCACCGCCACCUUCCCCUUCACCUCCUCCACCAUACUACUACAAAUCUCCACCACCACCUUCACCUUCUCCUCCACCACCUUAUUACUACAAGUCGCCACCUCCUCCAUCACCUUCACCACCACCACCAUACUAUUACAAGUCUCCUCCUCCACCUUCCCCAUCACCACCCCCACCGUACUAUUACAAGUCCCCACCACCACCGGUCAAAUCACCUCCUCCCCCGUACUAUUACGGUUCUCCUCCACCACCAGUGAUGUCUCCCCCUCCACCAUACUACUACUCCUCACCACCACCACCAAAGAAAUCACCUCCUCCACCAUAUCACUACACUUCUCCUCCACCACCUGUUAAGUCACCACCUCCUCCAUACUACUACUCCUCACCACCACCACCAAAAAUAUCACCUCCUCCACCAUAUCACUACAGUUCCCCACCACCACCAGUUAAGUCACCUCCAACUCCAUACUACUACAAGUCUCCACCACCACCACCAAAGAAGUCUUCUCCCCCACCAUACUACUAUACUUCACCACCACCACCAACUCAUUACUAUCCUCCACAUCAUCAAUUUGUAGUCAAAGUUGUCGGAAAAGUCUAUUGUUUUAGAUGCCAUAAUUGGAAGCACCCAGAGACGUCUCACGGCAAGAAACACUUGAAAGGUGCUGUUGUUGAAGUGACUUGCAAGGCCGGUGACAAAGAAAUUGUGAGUUAUGGUACCACUAAGAUCAAUGGCAAAUUUAGCAUCACUAUUGAAGGAUUUGAAUAUAGCAAAUAUGGAGCAAAGGCUUGCAAGGCUAAACUCCACAAUGCUCCUAAGGAUUCAAAGUGUAGCAUUCCUACAAAUCUUCAUUGGGGAAUUAAGGGUGCUAACCUCAAAGUGAAGUCAAAGAAUAAAUAUGAAGUUGUACUUUAUGCAAAACCAUUUGCUUAUGGCUCAAAGACACCUUAUGCAGAAUGCCUAAAACCCAAGCCUACACCUGCUCCAUACUAUUAUAAAUCUCCUCCUCCUCCAACACCGACUUAUGUUUACAAGUCACCACCACCUCCAUCACCAAAAUAUGUGUACAAGUCACCACCUCCCCCAACCCCGACAUACGUUUAUAAGUCUCCACCACCACCAACUAAGUCUCCACCACAUUACUAUUACAAAUCUCCACCUCCACCAUCACCAAAACCUGCACCGGCAUACUAUUAUAAAUCUCCACCUCCACCAUCGCCAAAACCUGCACCUGUAUACUAUUACAAAUCACCACCACCACCAUCACCAAAACCUGCACCCGUGUACUAUUAUAAGUCACCACCACCACCAUCACCUUCUCCCCCACCUCCUUACUACUACAAGUCUCCUCCACCACCAUCACCAAAACCCGCACCUGUAUACUAUUAUAAAUCACCACCACCACCAUCACCAUCUCCUCCUCCACCAUACUAUUACAAGUCUCCACCACCACCAUCGCCAUCACCCCCACCACCUUACUACUACAAGUCUCCUCCACCACCAUCACCAUCACCAUCUCCUCCUCCACCAUACUAUUACAAGUCUCCACCACCACCAUCGCCAUCACCCCCCCCACCUUACUACUACAAGUCUCCUCCACCACCAUCACCAUCUCCCCCACCUCCAUACUACUACAAGUCUCCUCCACCUCCAUCGCCUUCUCCCCCUCCACCGUACUACUACAAGUCACCACCACCACCAUCGCCAUCUCCUCCACCACCCUACUACUACAAAUCACCACCACCACCAUCGCCAUCUCCUCCACCACCCUACAUCUACAAGUCUCCUCCUCCACCAUCACCUUCUCCACCUCCACCCUACUACUACAAGUCACCUCCUCCACCGUCACCUUCUCCACCGCCUCCCUACUACUACAAGUCACCACCACCACCAUCCCCAUCUCCUCCACCACCCUACUACUACAAGUCUCCUCCUCCACCGUCACCUUCACCACCCCCACCUUACUACUACAAGUCGCCUCCUCCACCGUCACCUUCUCCACCACCUCCUUACUACUAUCACUCUCCACCUCCACCCGUAAAGUCUCCUCCUCCUCCGUAUUACUACAGCUCACCUCCUCCACCAGUGAAAUCACCCCCUCCACCGGCGUACAUUUACGCUUCACCACCACCACCAGUCCACUACUAAGAGGUUUUAAGAGUGCAGUCGUUCUCCACAAUCAAUCAAAUUUUAGUUUGAAACACAAAAUAAAUUAUGGCUUCUUGAGGAAUAGAUUCAAACAUCAAUGGUACAAAGCAAUUAAUUUAUGGAAUAAGAUGUUCAAUCUUUUAAUUGAAGGGUUGAUUCUUCAUGACAUGGACAUAUUUGAUUCUACUUCUCUUUUGGUCUUCUCGCACAUUGUUUUCUUAGUGCGUUCACAUGAACGCAUCUAGGCUUUGAUGCUUCUUAGAGUUUGUUUCUUCGUAACUUAUUGUUUG